Molecule: messenger RNA, 4193 nt
Organism: Schistocerca nitens (vagrant locust)
Lineage: Eukaryota; Metazoa; Arthropoda; Insecta; Orthoptera; Acrididae
Gene: bdg
Product: sodium-dependent transporter bedraggled
Exons: 20
Coding region: 162-3791 (1209 amino acids)
Biological process (GO): sodium ion transmembrane transport
Cellular component (GO): membrane
Source: RefSeq, a predicted model, not a curated record
CCGCCGAGGCUUCAGUGUGCCGUGUGGCGGCUCUAACGGAACCUGUGGUCUCAUGGACAGCCGCCUGCUGCUAUUGCAACGGUCCAUGGGCUUCAGGUCUUUACGGCUCACAUGAUCCGGACACCCGACCUGGCGAAGGGAAGGAGCACCGGCGGCAAGGCAUGUCCCUGGACGAGAGCACGGCUCGCCGACGCCUCGACGGCCACGCCAGCGACGACGAGCACGCCACCACGCGGGCGCCACUCGUGCGGUCUGAGCGGCUGUCGGCGCCUGCGCGUCUGAGGCGCAAGGAAGGCGGGAGGUGCGGGCUGGAUUCGCAGGCGCAGUCGCCACGCCGCCGCACCGAGGUGCCGCCGCCGCUGCGCCUGCACGUCGACGCCGACGCCGACGCCGAGGUGGACCUCCCGGCGUGCCACGCGCAGGUGUGCCUGCUGCCGGCAGAGCCGCGACACCAGCUGGAGGGCUGUUUACACGACGUCUGGCAGGCAGAGGACGCAGCCGGCGGGGAGUCGGCGCAGCUGGCCCUGGCGCACGCCGGAACCGAGAUCCCGCAAGUCGUAGUCGACGAAUGCAGCGCCGACGACCGGGACAACCUGUCCGACGCGUCGCUUGCGGAGGCUAGCGAUACGGUAUACGAGGAAGCUGUGGCCAGCUUGGCCGAGGAAGAUGGCGGGAGCUGCGUGGGCGCGCUGGCGGAGGACGCGGCCUCCGUCGCCAGCAGCGGGAGCCGCCGCUGGUCCCCCGGCGAGGUCAACCUCGGCUUCGAGGACACCGAGCCAGACCUGCGCUACGUUGACAUCUCGCGGCCCGACGCCGACCACCUGCCCUGGUACUUCUCGCCACACUCUCCCGAGGGCAGCAGUAGUCGCAGCCAGCGGCCGCACUCCAUCGCAGUACCGGCCGACGGGCUGCAGCGGCGAGAUCCGCUGCGCGCCACCGCGCCCCACCGCUACACGGUGAGCGAGCGACCGCAGUCGGCGACAUGUGUGCAGUUGGCGUCGGAGUCGGUUUUUCCUUCGGCUCCUCGACUGCCCAGCGAUGGCGAAAUCGCAGUCUCGCACUCCUCUGCCUCCAGCUCUGGCAGCGGAGACAUCGACUGGAGCUGGGUGUCCGGCGAGGAGGAGCGCCAGCGGCGGGCGUCGAUGCGGCGCGUGGAGCCGAUGCAGCAGCCCGCUCUGCCGCUGCCGCUGCCGCCGCUGGGCGCCCCGCCCCUGCAGCUGCAGCACCGGCCGUGCCGCGCCUCCGCGCCGCCCGCGCCCACGUUCGCGCACCAAGCGCCGCCGCCCGCCGACUUCCCUCGCAGGUACAGCACGAGCGCGGUGGGGCGGCGGCUGCAGAGCCUGGGGCACCGACCUAGCGCCAGCUCCUCCUCCUCUUCCAGCACCGACUCCGCCCCGGAGAAUAGCCCGCAGCACGCACCCGAGUCCCAGGACAGGACUGGGUCUGGCAGAGGUGGGCGCAGCAGCGGCCAGGGCUGCUGGCCACACGGGCUGAGCUGCAUGUUCGCCACCCUGGGCUGCACGCUCGGCCUCUUCAACAUCAGCCGCUUCGCCGUCUUCAGCGUCCAGUUCGGCGCAAAUUUUAUACUGCAGUUCAUGUUCCUGACUCUCAUCCUCGGCAUACCACUGCUUACUGUCCAAGCGUCCCUGGGGCAGUAUCUCAAUGCCGGAAUCAUGGACAUGUGGAGAAUCUCUCCAAUUUUCCAGGGUGUCGGUGUAGCACUGUUAGCAUCACAAGCUUUAAUUGGAAUCUACAGCAUAGUUGGAGUGUCAUGGAUGUUCAUCUACUUCCGUGACUCAUUUAUAACCAAACAGGACCAGUAUCCGUGGGCUGUUUUUGAACAAUAUCGUCAAGAACCACAAAUAAAUGGUACUCACAAACUUGAAGAAACAGUACCUGACUACCUCAAUGGAAUGGUCCUUCAGAGACAAAGUCUUGUCUCUCCAGAUCCUUCAUUUGGGCACCUUAAAUUCCAAGUUACAUUCAAUUUGGCUGUGGUCUGGAUGAUUGUAUUUGUUUCUUUAAGCAAAGGCCUUAAAUCAUAUGGCAAAGUUGUUUAUGUCUUCUCAUUGUUUUCUGUUCUUGGGAUCUUGAUACUUUGCACAAAAAUUCUUGGUCUAACAAAUACUUCAUCUGGACAUAAGGUUUUCCCAGAAACAGUAUGGAGUGAAUUUUUCAUUAACACAAAGUGCUGGGUGGCUGCUACAACAGAGGUUUUCUAUACAUGGGGUUUGCUGGGAGCUGCUGUCAUGCAGAUUACGUCUCACAAUCAGCACAAACAUCUCCUUCACCGAGACAUCAGCAUUGUUAUUAUUGUCACACUUGCAGUUUUACUGCUCUCGGCAUUCCUUGGUAACACUUGUGUUGAACUGCUAGCAGCUAGUGGCUACACCUACAUUCCAAGUUCAUUUGAACAAUUAGGAACUGUGACAUUCCUUCAAGCUGAAGGUGCACCACCACAUCCAAUAUUUGCAAGAACACCUGUGCGCUACAUGUCUCAUAGCAUAUUUAUACUUGGGUCUCGUGUUCUGCUUCCUGGUAUGGAUUCAGCAAGGGAAAGUGGUUAUCAAGUGCUGAGACUAGCAACAGAGCUAGCACCAGCAACAUUUGCACUUAUGGGCUCUGAACGAGUCUCACCUUUUUGGGCAGUGCUCUUUUAUUUUGUUUUGAUAACAUUUGGAAUUGCUCAACAGCUGGCCAUAUGGCACUGUGUAAUUACAGGAAUAACAGCUAUAAAAUCAUCCAGCCUUAAAUCAUGGGAAACAACAAUUACAUUCUUUAGCUGUGCCUGUGGAUUUGUUCUUGGAUUGCCCAUGACCACAGAGCUUGGAAUAUUUGUUGUCUACUUCAUGGACUUUGUUGUUGGCUCUGGAUGGUGGAUUAUGGUGCUUUAUCUCCUGCAAAUUGCAGCUGUUUUUGUGGUACGUGGUCGCCCAUACAGUGGAGAGAGUGUUGUCUCAACAUUGUUUACGAAAGGCUCAGGAUGCUUACAAGUAUGGGCUGGGCCCAUGCUUGUUUUUACUUGGAAUGUUAUUCUGCCAGUAGCACUAAUGGUUCUGUGCAUCACAAUUUUUAAAAAUGGUCGUUAUCGUGAAAUGUAUAUCUGGCACAAUACAGGUCAUGAUUACUGGCCAUUGUGGGUGAGGGAAAUCGGAUCACUAAUGCAGAUUCUUCCAUUGUUAGCUGGCCCUCUGGUGGCAGUGAUACAGAGUUGCCGCUACCUUUCUGGUGGUCCACCAGAUCUCUUUGAUAGAAUCCGAUUACUUUACCGCCCACCAGUAGAUGCAGAAGAGGGUCAUGACAGCACCCAUUCUACAAAUAAUGUUAACACAACUAGCACUACCAACAUCAUAUCUUCACCUGUGCAAGAACCAGCUUUUGAGGAUCCACCACCUAAAUAUACUCCUCCACCAUCAUAUACUACAGCAACUGGAGCAAGAAUUGCAAAGCUGUUAAGGCAAAGCUUCCGACGUAGUGUGCGCAGAAUCACACAAGCUCUGACUGACAGCAGCAACACCUCUGAGUUCCCUGCCGGGCCAAGGUCAUUAGCAGCUGCAGUAACUGCAUCAUCCAGUAACAGUCAAGCCCCACCACCAGAUUAUGCUGCUGUGCUUGUGGAGAUGAACUGCCCUGUUAAUAGUGAGGCAAACAUGAACCCCUCACAGUCCACCAUGACAGCUGCCGAAGUUGUUAAUGUCCUCAGAAGCAGUGUUCGAAGGCCAGUGCCGCGAUCCCAGCAAGAUAAUGUUGAACCUGCAAAGGUGGAACGGCAUUCAACUUCUCUGAUAUGAUACCAAAGAUGUGGUCUCAGUAACAUUAUCUGUGUCUCUUCAGACUUUUGUGUGUGUGUGUUUUCUUUUUUUUAGCCAAAUUUAGAUUAACUAAAAUUACUGUCAUCUCUUGUACCUUCAUUGUAUUGAUAACUGAAUUUAUAAUUCAGAUAUCACUGUGUACUGAUAUAUGUGGAACAUAUAGCAAAUGUCAGUGUUUACUGAAAGUUCAGUCUUGGAGGACAUUCACAGAGAGUGUGUGUGUGUGUGUGUGUGUGUGUGUGUGUGUGUGUGUGUGUGUGUGUGUGUGUGUCCCAUUCACUGAUAUUUUAUUAUGGAUUUUAUCCAUGUAUUGUACUUUUGGAAAAAUUAUGCGAUGAUGCGAAAAUGAUUUGUAAUAAAACAUAAAUUCUUACUGGACAA